UUUAGGAGGGAAAAAAAUUCCGCUGAUUUCCAAAUACCCUUGGCCUCUUGCUCAAAAUUUAAAUAUCCAUUGAAGCACCUUACUAAAUGCUUGUAACAAGAAACUAACAUCUCCCCCACCACCGGCACUGCCACUACCGCCUCCACCAAAAUCCCCGGUGACCAAUGCACGAUCACCGAGACUGACACAUACCCAUAAAUUUCAGUUCUAUCACAAUGUCUCCCCAGAAAAGAUCUCCACCUCGUCCACCUUCAACCGCCAACGAUCUCAAGAGCCGGGUCAUUACCUGCCUCAACAAGCUCUCCGACCGCGACACUCUCUCCCUUGCCACCACCGAGCUCGAGUCCAUCGCUAAGACACUCAACCACGACUCCUUCUCCCCUUUCCUCAACUGCAUUCACAACACGGAUUCCUCCUCCAAGUCUCCUGUUCGCAGGGAAUGCGUCAAUCUCUUGACUCUCCUUUCCAACCUUCACGGCAACUCGCUCUCUCCCCACCUCUCCAAAAUGAUCUCCACCGUUACUCGACGCCUCCACGACACUGACUCCGCUGUCCGAUCCGCCUGCGUCGAGGCCACCACUGCUAUGUCGUCGCAUAUCACCAAGCCACCGUUUUCUACCCUGUCGAAGCCGUUUAUUGAGCUGUUGACGCUUGAUCAUGAUUUCAAUGCUCAGAUCGGUGCUGCCAUGUGUUUGGCCGCUGCGAUUGAGGCGGCGCCGGAGCCGGAGGCGGAACAGUUGAGGAAGGUGUUGCCGAGGCUGGUGAAGUUGGUGAAGGGCGAGGGAUUUAAAGCGAAACCGGCGUUACUGAGUGUGAUCGGGAAUAUUGUUGGCGUUGGUGGCGCGUCGAGUAAGAGCGUGUUGGAUUGGCUAGUACCAUGUUUACUGGAGUUUCUGAGCAGUGACGAUUGGGCAGCCAGAAAGGCGGCGGCGGAGGCCUUGGGGAAGGUGGCCCAAGCGGAGAAGGAGUUGUCAAAGGAACAUAAAGUUGCGUGCUUGAGUUCUCUGGAGAGCAGGAGAUUUGAUAAGGUGAAGGCUGUUCGGGAGACCAUGAAUCGUACCUUGGAGUUGUGGAGGGAAGUUCCUGGCUUUUCUGAUCAAGAUUCAUUAUCAUCUCAAUCUAAAUCUUCUUCAAUAGCAUUCCCAUUUUUGCAAUGGACAGACAAAGCUAGUGGUGAAAGCUCCCCUUCUGCCUCCCAUAAUUCUCAUGAAGUCAGUUUCAGAUCUCCUCAACCAAAGAAAAUAUUGCCCGGAAACAGGUCCCCCCCAUCGGAUGCUUCGCCUGUGACCACUGCCAGAAAACAAUGCUCUGUAAAGAAUAACAAUGACAAUCCAAAGACAGCAAUGGGUCGUAAAAUGGACCACAGGAAAACCUCUGCCUGGAAAAUUGAAAUUGCUCUACCACAAGACACAGGCUGUGGUGAUGAUAUCAAAAGGUGCAGUUCUGGAGUUUUAGAAUCAGGGGAGGAUGCAAACAAUGAUAAAUGUAGACCAGACACAAAACUUGUCCUCUGCAGCAGUACACGAGACGAUAAACAGUACAAAUUUGGUGGUCUGAAAUCUGGGUCAAGGGUGGUUCCAUUUAAUGAUGAUGAUAACUUUUACAACAAAGAUUUUGAGGUCAACAAUCCUAAUGAAGAAUACUGCGAGAACAGUAAAGAUAUUGAGGAUCUGUCUUUAAUCCGUGACCAACUUUUGCAGAUUGAAAACCAGCAAUCCAAUCUUUUAGACCUUCUUCAGAGAUUUAUUGGCAGCUCCCAGCAUGGGAUAAAUUCUCUGGAGACACGUGUUCAUGGCCUGGAGAUGGCAUUGGAUGAAAUCUCCCAUGACUUGGCAUUAUCAAGUGGAAGAAUUCCUCAUUCUGACUCUGGAGAUAACACUUGUUGCAAUCUUCCUGGCGCAGAAUUUCUGAGUUCUAAGUUCUGGAGGAGAACGGAAGGUCGGUUUUCGACUUCAAGGCUCUCUUCACCUGGGAGCAUACAAUCACAUGCACGAAACAUUCUCAAUAUAGAUUACAGCGCUGAAACCUGCAAUUCCAAUAGCCAAAGAUUUCCGCAUCAGAACAAGAGUGGAUUCACCUUGAACCCAUUGGCUGAAUCCCGCAGCGUGGCGAGGAGGAAUUUGGGGUUCUAUUCAAGUCAAAUGUCAAAUAACAUAAUCCAAGAAGAUGGACAAGUUCAAAGAUCCAAUGGACUUGGUGAAGUUUCAUCAGCUUCCUGUCCAGCACCUGUGAACUUAUGCAGCAGAUUCUCUGAUUAGUCAAAAUAGGAGCAUUUUUCAACAGCGAUAGCAUUCAUGGUGAUCAAAACCUGAAGAUGGCAGCAAGUCUACUACAGAAUGUCAUGAAUGUGAAAUUUCUUACUCACUGCUGCCUUGUUAAUAAUUUGGGACUGCUGUAAAACACUAUCCAAUUUCCCAAAAUUCAGAGGCAGCAUCAUCUUUUAUGAGGUGCCAGAGUAGUCUGCAGAAAAGAAUCUUAUUUAGCAUUUGCAUCCUCACUGAUUCAAGCUGUACAAACAGUAGCCUCAGUCCUUCACAGUUCACACCCUUUGCUGCUUGUUAUACUUGUCCCAUAUGGUUAAUAAAAGCAUCCAUUUUUGUUGGAA
This is a messenger RNA of Manihot esculenta (cassava), 2605 nucleotides long. Its product is annotated as TORTIFOLIA1-like protein 4. The transcript is spliced from 5 exons. The record is from RefSeq and is a predicted model, not a curated record. Bases 216 to 2258 code for a protein of 680 amino acids. Gene Ontology annotation, molecular function: microtubule binding. Lineage: Eukaryota; Viridiplantae; Streptophyta; Magnoliopsida; Malpighiales; Euphorbiaceae. Gene Ontology annotation, cellular component: microtubule.